This is a messenger RNA of Topomyia yanbarensis, 1657 nucleotides long. RefSeq lists its product as uncharacterized. The coding region runs from base 59 to 1285 and encodes 408 amino acids. The record is from RefSeq and is a predicted model, not a curated record. Lineage: Eukaryota; Metazoa; Arthropoda; Insecta; Diptera; Culicidae. The transcript is spliced from 2 exons. Gene Ontology annotation, molecular function: nucleic acid binding; RNA-DNA hybrid ribonuclease activity. Gene Ontology annotation, biological process: DNA replication, removal of RNA primer.
UCACAUUAUUAAACUGGAACGGAUACAGUAUCGCUGUUUACGAAUUGCCUUAGGUUGCAUGCAGUCGACCCAUACGAUGAGUCUUGAAGUACUAGCGGGAGUUCUUCCUUUAAAAGACCGAUUCUGGGAUCUUUCUUCUCGUUUACUUAUUCGAUGUGAGGUUAUGAACCCACUGGUAAUUGAAAAUUUUGAAAGACUUGUCGAGCUUCAACCCCAAACCAGAUUCAUGACAGUGUAUUUCAAUCACAUGUCACAAGAAAUAACGCCUGCUAGGUAUGUUCCCACAUACGUCAAUAUACUAGAUAUUCCUGAAUCCACUUUAUUCUUCGACACGUCCAUGCAAGCAGAGAUUCGUGGAAUUCCGGAUCAUCUACGCUCGCGGGAGAUCCCUAAAAUAUUCACAAGUAAAUAUCAACACAUAGACUGCCUUAAAAUGUUUUACACUGAUGGGUCACGAAUCAGUGAGGCCACUGGUUUCGGUAUUUUCAACAAUAAUUUUUCAAUUUCUCUCAAACUUGCAGAACCCGCCUCUGUUUAUAUAGCGGAACUAGCAGCAGUUCACUAUAGUUUGCAAAUAAUUAAUACUUUACCCCCGAACCAUUACUUUAUCCUCACUGAUAGUCUCAGCACAAUUGCAGCUCUACGCUCAAAGAGGAUUGAUAAUCACGAUCCAUUCUUUUUGGGGAAGAUACGAGAAUCUCUGAGUAACCUGACAAGAAAAUGUUAUAAAUUUACCCUAGUGUGGCUCCCCGCCCAUUGCUCUAUUGCGGGCAAUGAGAAAGCUGAUAAUUUAGCCAAGAUUGGUGCACUAGAUGGUGAAAUAUAUGAAAGACCCAUCGCUUACAAUGAAUUUUAUAGCGCUUCUCGACAGAGGACACUUGCUAGUUGGCAAACAUCUUGGGACAAUGGAGAUAUGGGACGAUGGCUACACUCAAUUACCCCUAAAGUAUCAACGAAGGCAUGGUUCAAAGGAUUGGAUGUAAGUCGGGACUUCAUCCGUGUGAUGUCUAGGCUCAUGUCCAAUCAUUAUACUUUAGAUGCGCAUCUCCGUCGUAUUGGGCUCGCUGAGGGUAAUCAUUGUGCUUGUGGAGAAGGUUACCAUGACAUUGAGCAUGUUGUUUGGUCCUGCACUGAAUAUCGUGAAGCCAGAUCACAAUUAGUAGAUUCUUUACAAGUCCGAGGAAGACCAAUCCAUGUUCCUGUUAGAGACAUCCUGGCGUAUCGCGAUCCUCUAUACAUGGAACUUAUCUAUCAUUUUCUAAAAACAGCGUCUGUCAAAAUUUAAUUAAAUUCAUCUCCUCAUACUCUCAUCCAAGGCUAAUCAUUCACCAAUUAAAGGAACCUAGAAUAUUUAGUUUUUAAAUUUAGACAAUAACAGAAAAAAGUAAAUAAAUACACCCGAAAAUACUAGAUCAGUAUGAAAUACAACAAUGUAAGGAAAAAAGCAAACAAUAAAGUGAUUUCAGUGUUAGUUUUAGACAAAGUACUAGUAUAGUUAAAAUUAGUCUUAAGGAUUUUUGUAACGUGCUAUGUAAAAAAAGAAACUGGCGUAAAAAGCUAUUGCAAAUGCCGUGUCAAAUAAACGUAUGAAAAAAAAAAAAAAAAACGGCGGCACACGCGAUAAGAAUAGUGGCGGAAUGGAUGAGCGCGAGAGGCC